Lathyrus oleraceus (garden pea) is the source of this 2264-nucleotide messenger RNA. Its product is annotated as serine carboxypeptidase-like 20. Gene Ontology annotation, cellular component: vacuole. The transcript has 6 exons. Bases 1295 to 1681 code for a protein of 128 amino acids. The record is from RefSeq and is a predicted model, not a curated record. Gene Ontology annotation, biological process: proteolysis. Gene Ontology annotation, molecular function: serine-type carboxypeptidase activity. Lineage: Eukaryota; Viridiplantae; Streptophyta; Magnoliopsida; Fabales; Fabaceae.
CCAGAGAAACCAGAAACUCAUUCAUCGUCCUCACGCAAAACGGCCCUCACUCUCGACAUCGUCCAAACUCUCAAUCUCUCGUUAACUCUCAAUCACUCACACUAACCUUACGAUACACUACUCUCAAUCUCACUCUAAACGCGAAACCAUGGUUUUAAAGAGAAUCAAGUAAGAAGGCUCACAUUCGGCGGUGAUUCGGCGACGAUGGUGAGCUCGUACCUUCCUCUCUUCACUAGGUUUUUUCACGUCGUCGCCUGAAGAUUAUGAUUUCUGUGGUUAGGAUUUUCGUUUGGAAAAAUUUAGGGUUUUCCGCCUCUCCUCUCGCCUCCGCUUCCUUCCUUUUAUAUCAACAACUUAGGGUUUCAGGUUGGCUUAUGGAGAUCCAGAAGAGUAUCUCUGCGAAAUCCUUUUAGGGUGGUCAGAUUUUGAUUGCUCUAUUUGAUGUUUGGUUUGGAACGUGAAAAUUGGUGAAAAGAAAAACUUCGGUUAUUUGCAAAGCUCAACUAUUGCUGCUGUCAUGAACUUCUAGGUUAGUAGGUGUUGCCGGUUGAAUGGGUUGUUGGUAAUGUGUUUGCUGUUGGCUUCGAGAAACGGUGGCUGCGUUUGAAAUUAUGUUGCUUAAAUACAGGUUUUGUGGGUUAGUUAGAGGUGUUAGAAAUAUGGUGGAGAAUUCCGUUAAAAAAAGAGAGGGGUUCUGUUUUUUGAACUGAGCUUCUAAAAGACUCUAAUGUUAUAUUAACAGUUAGGAAAUAAGUUGUUGUUAUUCGUGAUCGUUAUUAUCAUACUGAAAGAGAUUAAUCUUCUGUUAUCUUGCUGAUUUUCCUGAUUGCAUUGUGAUGUUUACAAGGAAUUUACUGUGAAACUGAUAUGAACCAUUGCCACCAGGUUGUUCUGUUAUGAACCUUGUAGGGAAUGUUGGCUUUAAUGUUGCAGCAACAAGUCUGCAUCCAAUCACGGUUGACACGGAUAAGAUAUACUCUGCUGUAAGCGGCACAAAUUGGUGCGAGUUCCAAAACCUGGUGCUACAAGACUUCACUUGGUCUAUGCUUCUGUUUCGGCACGAUGAUGCAACAUGUUCGGUUACAUCAUAAUGCUUGUUCAGGAUCUUUCCAUCAAAGUCAAGAGAGAACAAACCCGAAUGACAAAUCUUGAAUCUCUUCAUUGGCAACGGUAACCGUGUUGUCGGGACAGAAGCUGCUAUUUGGACUUGAUAAUGAUGUGAUGAGGACUAAAACUUCCAUUCGCACUGUUAUGUUUGUAAGAUGCAGGUCUUGGAAGUACUGCAUUUGAGGUUAUGGCUGGGACAAGGGAUCAAAUACUAUUUUUGUUGAUCAACCUAUCGGGACAGGUUUUAGCUAAAGUUCUGAUGAAGGUGAUAUUCCUACUGAUGGAACUGGUGUUAGCAAUGACUUGUACACUUUUUUUUGCAGGCAUUUUUAAGGAACACCCUCAAUUGGUUAAGAAUGACUUUUAUAUUACCGGAGAAUCAAAUGCUGGACACUAUAUUCCAGCUCUCGCAUCCCGGGUUCACAAAGGAGACAAAAACAAAGAAGGAAUUAUUAUAAACUUCAAGGGUUUUGCCAUUGGUUUAUGGAGUAUUUGUGGGUCUUUAUACCUCAACAGUGCUUGGAGGCACACUUACUUUCGGUUCAUUAAUCAUGUUUUGGGUUCUUCCAGAUGACGUAAGUGAAAAAUAGGAAGAAAGUUAAAUGGCAAUAAAAUUUGGAGGAGACAUUUCUCAAUUAGUUGUGGCAUGUAUUGCUAUAUUAUGUACUGCAUAUUGAACUACUCACCUAUGAUUUUGUAAAAGCUACCGUAAUAGAAGCUGUUUCAUUCCAAUAUUAUUCAUUUAAUCUUCCAAGGUUUCUCUACACCAAAAUACACUUUAUGUUAUAACAAAAAAGAAAACAAAAUUAAAGUGUACUUAAACCUCCAUAUUAAUAGACUCGGUAUAAUACAAUUAAUCACGGUCGCCAUUGUUAAACACAGAACACUGUGCUGCUGGUCUAGACAAUUCUUCACCUGCACUUGCCGGACACGUCAUCAGCGUCACCGUUGGCUUCAUGCAGUUGGUUAGUUUAUAAGUUUUGUUAGUCAUGGGGGAUGCUGGUUAACAGUUGUUGUAAUUGCAGGUUGACUCGGCGAUGCGGUAUGUGAGUUAGCUCGGGUCCAAGGGCCGUUUUGGAACUGUUUUGAAGUUUUGGUGCUCAUGUUCUGGACCUCCAAUUGGAAUGCCAAUGAAGCUGCUUCGGAGUUUGAAUUCA